Molecule: messenger RNA, 1506 nt
Organism: Adineta ricciae
Lineage: Eukaryota; Metazoa; Rotifera; Eurotatoria; Adinetida; Adinetidae
Source: the annotation of a GenBank genome assembly
AUGAAUCGAACGUUUCCGUUUGAACAUCCUCCCUCUGGUUUGAGAUCAGCAGUACCAAUUGGCGGAAUUACCACAGGUUCAAUUGAAUUACGUGGUGACGGAACAUUUCACGAAUGGACGAUCGAAAAUCAAUCACCCGCAACAGGAGCAAAAUUAGGGUUUAUCAAUGACGCUCUAUUAGCUUUUCGUAUCACAAAUUUAGAUACAAAGGAGAGUGAUACUCGAUUGAUUCGUACACAUCCAACUCACAGUAUCAAAGGAAUUCAAACGAUCAAAUAUCAUGGUUCAUAUCCCGUCAGUAAAUUAGAGUUAGUCGAUGAAUCAUUGAAAGCCGAUAUUGACCUUUAUGCUUAUUCAGUAUUNACAAGAUCAAAUCUUUUGAAAUCAGAUUUUCAGCGUUCAACAAAGAUGAAAGUCGAUGAGAUCAUCUCAUCGGUCACUUCAUCAUUCAACAUUCAUUUGAAUAUCGGACAGAAGAUGAUUAUCGAUACACCAGAAACAUUUGUUUCAUUCGAAGUGAUUUCAAUCGAACAAGUUGGACGGGCAGAAAUUCAUCUUUCAUCAAAUGUCACAUCUUCUCUUGAAAACAUUUCACCUGUUUGUCUUGUGAGAUCAAUGAUCGAACGAUUAGCUGUAUUUGACAAGAACUCUAAGACGAAUCUUUCCACGAUGAUCUUCAAUUCGACUCAUCACAAUCAAACAUUUCAUUAUCAUUUUGUGAAUAUCACCUCUUCUUUACCAAUUUCAGUUCAUCUCGAGUUUGAAUCAGUCAAUGUUAAUUUAUCACAUUUAUUUAUUUAUAAAUUUGAUCAAUUUCCACGAUUGAAUCAACUCGAUGGAUGGAAAUUAUUUUGUUCAUCUAUUCGCAAUUCUCCUUUAUUUCUCGACAAUCAGCAAACAAUUGGUCAUCAAACAUUAAUAUUUAGUUUACGCGAACUGACUUCAUCCGAAUCCAAUGAAUUCUGUUCAAAUGAAACUCUUCCAAUUCCGACGGAUCCAGUUCAUUUCACUUCAGAUUAUCAAACGAGAGUUCAUAUAUCAGAUUAUUAUUACCUUGAUGAACAAAAUCGAUGGAAAUCUGAUGGAUUAACUGUUAGAUCGAAGAUCAAUCAUUAUGAAACAGAAUGUUUUUCUACACAUUUAACAAAAUUCGCAAGUGGAUUUGUCAUUUUAUCAGAGAUGACCGAUUGGAAUUAUGUUUUCAACAAUGCAAAUUUUCACAAAAAUAAAACAGUUUACUUAACUAUCAUCACUGUUACCCUCAUCUACAUCAUUUUGAUGAUCUAUGCACGGAAAUGCGAUAAAAAAGAUUUUGAAAAAUUGGGUGUAACACCUUUGUCUGAUAAUCGAUCAUCGGAUAGUUAUUUUUAUCAAUUGAUCGUUUUUACUGGUCAUAGAAAAGAUUCAGGAACAAAAUCCAAAGUUCAUUUUGUUUUAUAUGGUGAAAAUGAAGUAACUCGUAUUCGAACAUUCGAUGAUCCUCAAAGAGAAAUUUUUCAACGUUAA